UGCAGGUCAUGUGCCCAUGGAGAAUAGGGCCUUUGAAAGGUGGCUGGAGUCAGUCUCUGCCACUUUCCUUUCUCUUAAUGACCAGCAGCGCAAUGUGUCCCUGGACCAUCUUAUAUCUUUAAGUGGUGCUGCCCAGCUCCGUCACCUCUCCAAUGGGCUUGAGACGCUGCUAAAACGUGACUUCCUGCGGCUGCUUCCUCUGGAGUUGGCCUUCUACCUGCUGCAGUGGCUGGAUCCUCAGACCCUGCUCACCUGCUGCCUGGUCUGCAAACAGUGGAAUAAGGUAAUAAACUCGUGUACAGAGGUGUGGCAGGGUGUGUGUCAACAACUGGGCUGGAGGAUUGAUGAGUCCAUUCAGGAUGCAUCACAUUGGAAGAGGGUCUAUCUAAAGGCUAAACUGCGCAUGAUGCAGCUGAAGGAUCAGGAGGCCUUUGUGACAUCCUCACUCAUCGGCCACAGCGCUCGAGUAUACGCCCUCUAUUAUAAGGACGGCCUCCUCUGCACAGGCUCUGAUGACCUUUCUGCCAAAUUGUGGGAUGUGCGCACCGGACAGUGCAUUUAUGGAAUUCAGACACACACCUGUGCCACAGUGAAAUUCGACGAACAGAAACUUCUGACCGGAUCCUUUGACAACACUAUUGCAUGCUGGGAGUGGAGUACUGGAGCUAAAAUCCAGCAGUUCCGUGGCCACACGGGAGCAGUUUUCAGUGUGGACUACAACGAUGAGCUGGAUGUUCUGGUCAGUGGCUCUGCAGACUUCUCAGUAAAGGUCUGGUCUUUGUCCGUUGGUGCAUGUCUCAACACUUUCACUGGACACACGGAGUGGGUUACCAAGGUGAUACUACAGAAGAGUGAAGUAGAAUCUAUGGUCCACAGUCCUGGUGAUUAUAUCCUCCUAAGUGCUGACAAGUAUGAAAUUAAGGUUUGGCCUUUAGGCAGAGAAAUCAACUGCAAGUGUUUGAAAACGCUCUCGGUGUCUGAGAACCGCAGCAUCACCCUUCAACCUCGUCUGCAGUUUGAUGGACGCUACAUCGUCUGCAGUUCAGACCUCGGUGUUUAUCAGUGGGACUUUGCCAGUUUUGAAAUUAUCAGAGUAAUAAAAAUGCAGGACCCUGCCAACCUGUCCCUGCUGAGCUUUGGUGAGGUGUUUGCACUCCUUUUUGAUAACCACUUUCUGUAUGUGAUGGAUCUAAGGACAGAGGUCAUUUCAGGCCGUUUUCCUCUACCGGCCUACAGGAAAUCUAAACGGGGAUCCAGCUUCCUGGCAGGCGUGACCUCCUGGCUCAAUGGCCUGGAUGGGUGCAAUGACUCUGGACUGGUGUUUGCUACCAGCAUGCCUGACCAUAGUAUUCACUUAGUUCUGUGGAAGGAGAAUGGGUAGUGGAAAACCAGGUGUUCAAGUCCUGGAGCACAGGCAUAUAUGGACAUUUUCUCUGGGGUAUGUAAUUGCCAAGAAAGAUAUUACAUAGGCAACAUCUUUUUUUUAUUUUUUAUUUUUUAUCCUUGUUUCUCCCUCAUCAUUCAAAUCCUCUGAGCUUAAAC
Molecule: messenger RNA, 1542 nt
Organism: Nematolebias whitei (Rio pearlfish)
Lineage: Eukaryota; Metazoa; Chordata; Actinopteri; Cyprinodontiformes; Rivulidae
Gene: fbxw2
Product: F-box and WD repeat domain containing 2
Exons: 7
Coding region: 17-1381 (454 amino acids)
Molecular function (GO): protein binding
Source: RefSeq, a predicted model, not a curated record